Molecule: messenger RNA, 1913 nt
Organism: Cicer arietinum (chickpea)
Lineage: Eukaryota; Viridiplantae; Streptophyta; Magnoliopsida; Fabales; Fabaceae
Product: AP2/ERF and B3 domain-containing transcription factor RAV1-like
Biological process (GO): regulation of DNA-templated transcription
Molecular function (GO): DNA binding; DNA-binding transcription factor activity
Source: RefSeq, a predicted model, not a curated record
UUACUCCUUCCAUUCCUUAUAGUCCCCCUUUCACACCCAUGAAUCUUCCUAGUUCCAUCCCCAUUUUCACUAGUUGACCCACACACCACACCAUCCCCAACGUCCCUACACUCUCAAAUACUCUUUAUUAUUAUCAAACAAAAAAUUAAGCAACUAGUUAUCACCUAAUCAUUUAUAAAUUAUCCCAACUAAGCAUAUUUCCCUUUUCAUUUAUAAUAAUAUUAAAUUAAAUUACAAACUAACUAGCGACAUGUAUAUCUUUCCUUCUAUAUAUAUUCCCUCUUCCUAUUCCCACACACAUGUACAACAUAACAACUCUCUUCUAUUGCUUUAUACAAUACAACAAAGACAAACUGUUUCAUUUUAAUUUUUAAGAAAAAAAAAUGGAUGGAGGUAGUUGCACAGUGGACGAAAGCAGCACCACAGAAUCACUUUCGAUAUCAAUAUUUCCGGCGAAGAAACCGUCAACUCCGCCACCUCCAAACAGUCUCUGCCGUGUUGGAAGUGGCGCGAGUGCAGUCGUGGAUUCUGACGGAGGCGGCGUUGGAGAAGCUGAAUCGCGGAAGCUUCCAUCGUCUAAGUACAAAGGUGUCGUGCCACAACCAAACGGACGUUGGGGAGCGCAGAUUUACGAGAAGCACCAGCGCGUAUGGCUCGGAACAUUUAACCAGGAAGACGAAGCUGCAAAAGCUUACGACGUCGCGGCGCAACGGUUCCGCGGCAAGGACGCCGUAACAAACUUCAAGCCUCUUUCCGGCGACGAUAACAACGACGACGACAUGGAGGCUGAGUUUCUCAACUCGCAUUCGAAGUCGGAGAUCGUCGACAUGUUAAGAAAACACACUUACAAUGACGAGCUUGAACAGAGCAAGCACAGCCGCGGAUUCGUAGCUAGGCGACACGGCUGCGCCGGCGGUGUUACUUUUGCCGGUUUAGCAACAAGCGCGUGCGUUAAAAAGGCGCGUGAGGCUCUAUUCGAGAAGGCAGUUACGCCGAGCGACGUUGGGAAACUAAACAGGUUAGUAAUACCGAAACAGCACGCGGAGAAGCACUUUCCGUUACAGAAAUCCGUUGAUUGCGGCGUGGGAAGCGCGUCGGCAGGGAAGGGGGUGCUUUUGAAUUUCGAAGACGUUGGAGGGAAAGUGUGGCGGUUUCGUUACUCUUAUUGGAAUAGUAGCCAAAGCUACGUUCUUACAAAAGGUUGGAGCCGGUUCGUUAAGGAGAAGAAUUUGAAAGCUGGUGAUACGGUUUGUUUUCACCGGUCCACUGGACCAGAUAAACAGCUUUUUAUUGAUUGGAAAGAUAGGAAAAAUGUUAAUGAGGUUGGGUUGUUUGUUCCGGUUGGACCGGUUGUUGAGCCGAUUCAGAUGGUUCGGCUUUUUGGGGUAAAUAUUUUGAAACUCCCUGGAUCCGAUGCUAAUAAUAAUAAUGGCAAUGCUAUUGCUGCUGUGUUCUGCAAUGGAAAGAGGAGGGAAAUGGAAAUGUUUAAUUUGGACUGUUGCAAGAAGCCUAAGAUUAUUGGAGCUUUGUAACAUUAGGUUAACUUUUUUCUUUUCUUUUUUUUUUUUUUUUAAUUUGAGUUUUUGUGAUCGAAAUGGGAGGAGAUCGAUGAGGAUGGAGCAAAAACAUUACUACUACUACUACUGUAGUUGCAAGUUGCAUAGGGUGAAUUGUAUAUUACUUAAAAGGAAGCUGAAAGUAGGUGUAACAAACUGUACAAGGAAAAAAAAUGUUAUUAAGAGGGAUUAUAGAAGAGAAUGAUAACUGUUAAUUGUAUAUAUUUAAUUUCAUUCAUAGAUGUGUUGUAAUCCAUGAUCCUGCAAUAUCUGAAAUUUCCUUCUACCGUACCGCUGUGUUUGUUUGGGCAUGGACAAUGUCGAACGUAAGCUUUCACAAUAUAUGUGGUUAAUUGA